AUGGCGAAGCAAGUUGUGGCGACGCCCACGCUUUUUAUCGAUGGCAAGUGGGAGCAUGCAAGCGAUAGCAAAACGAGCCAAGUGCUGAAUCCGUAUGAUGGUAGCGUACUGGCUGAGGUAGACGAGGCAACACCGGACGAUGCGAGACGCGCGAUUGCCGUCGCCAAGACCUUCUUCUGCGAAUCCGAUUGGCGCGAUCGGCCAAUUGUGGACCGGUGUGCGCUACUCGUGCGCUUUGCGGAUUUGUUGCAAGAGCGCAAGGAGGAGCUGGCCGAAAUUGAGACGCUUGAUACCGGGAAGACGCUGAAUGAAAGCAAGAUUGAUAUUGACGACGUGACCACUGUGUUCCGUUUCUAUGCACAAGAGGCGCGCAAGCUUGCAUUGGAAAAGCAUAUUAAAGGGGAUGCGAUUCCUGAUUCUGUGCAGAGCAUUGUGGUGCAUGAGCCUGUGGGUGUAUGUGUGCUGAUCACUCCCUGGAACUAUCCGAUUCUCCAACUUUGCUGGAAGCUGGCGCCGGCGCUUGCCGUCGGCAAUGUCGUGAUUAUGAAGCCAUCUGAAGUGACGCCUUUAUCGACCGUCUACCUUACUAGGAUGCUUGUGGAUGCGGGAUUUCCCCCAAAUGCCGUGCAGCUGCUCACCGCCAAGGGCGCGACGAUUGGCCCGAUAUUGACAGAGAGCGAAGAUGUGGACCUUGUCUCGUUCACCGGCGGGCUUGGUACGGGUCGCAGCAUUAUCAAGAGCUGUGCCGAUACGGUGAAGCGCUGCACUGUCGAACUGGGCGGAAAGAAUCCGAAUGUCGUGUUUGCUGACUGCGACUUGGCAUGGGCGGUAGACAAUGUCAUCACCGCCAUUUUCACGCACUCUGGCCAAGUAUGCUCUGCAGGCGCGCGUCUGAUUGUCGAAGAUUCCAUUGCUGAUCAGCUAGUAGCGGGUGUCGUGGAACGUGCUGGUCAAAUCGUAAUGGGCAACGGGAUGGAUCCCACGUCGGAAACGGGGCCGCUCGUUUCUGCACAGCACCUUGCCAAAGUCGAGGAGUAUGUCAAAAUUGCGCGCGACGAAGGCGCCAGUAUCUUGUGCGGCGGCACACGUCCCGACCCUGCCAAGCAACCGGACUUGGCCAAAGGCUACUUUUUUUUACCCACCGUGAUUGACCGCUGCAACCGCACCAUGAGCAUUGUCCAGGAAGAGACGUUUGGCCCAAUCUUGACCGUCGAACGGUUUAAGGAUGGGGACGAAAAGGGAGCGAUUGCACUGGCAAACGAUACCAAGUACGGUCUUGCAGGCGGUGUGCAAACCAAGGACCAGGCACGCGCACUUCGCGUCGCGCGCCAGCUGCGCCACGGCACGAUAUGGACCAACACGUACGGCGCUUAUACGGCACAGGCCGAGUGGGGUGGUUUUGGCCUCUCUGGCAACGGCCGUGAGCUGGGCAGCAAAGGCCUGGACGAGUAUGUGGAGACGAAGCAUAUCUGGAGCGAGACAAAGCCGGCACUUAUGGGCUGGUUCAAAGGUGGUGCACACAUGUAG
This is a messenger RNA of Malassezia vespertilionis, 1527 nucleotides long. RefSeq lists its product as uncharacterized. Bases 1 to 1527 code for a protein of 508 amino acids. The transcript has a single exon. The record is from RefSeq and is a predicted model, not a curated record. Lineage: Eukaryota; Fungi; Basidiomycota; Malasseziomycetes; Malasseziales; Malasseziaceae. Gene Ontology annotation, molecular function: oxidoreductase activity, acting on the aldehyde or oxo group of donors, NAD or NADP as acceptor.